CUUCUCUCUUGUGUACCUACUUCCUCUCUGGCUGCUCGGUUCACAUGACGCAGAAGUGCCUGGUCAACCCUCCAAUACAAAUAAAGACACAGCUAUUUAAAAGUCAGGACUUGUGACACUGCCUACACUCACUACCAGUGGGAAGACUGCCUACACUCACUACCAGUGGGAAGACUGCCUACACUCACUACCAGUGGGAAGACUGCCUACACUCACUACCAGUGGGAAGACUGCCUACACUCACUACCAGUGGGGAGACCUAGGGAAGGAUAUGGAGAUCAAAGAUUCACCUGUGAAGGGAGGUAUCUCUAUACUUCACACAGAGGAGAAUGGGAAACACCACUAUGAAGUGGAGAAGGUCCUCAAAUUCAAGAAAGAAGGACAAGGAGGAGGAGCCUUCGCCAGGAAAGGAGACAAGCUCCUGAUGAUAAAUGGAGUGAACCUACAAGACCUAUCCCCAAAGGCCUUCGUCAAGAUUCUGACAGAAGGAAACCCAAUGUUGACUGUCCACCAAGCCAGCAGGGCUCCUCACCCAGAGAGAUGCCCAGAGGAGGGGCCCGGUGCAGGGGCUGGGGCCGGGGCUCUCCACCCGGUCUCCAAGGAGAGCACCAUGCUCAGCUUCAGCCUGGAGAUGAAACGAGAGGAUGACCUGGGUGAUCUGGAGAGUGACUCCUAUCGCCCCAAGGAAGACCUCCCAGAAGAGGAAGUCAACGAAGUCGAUGGUGAGGUUGACGAUCUGUUCCUGGUGGCUAUGACGAACACCAGAAUCUCUGUGGUGAGGGGGCGUGGCUGCAGCGCCGGGAGCUCUUGUCACAACUGCGGCAAGUCGGAUUGUAACUUCAACGAGGUUGUCAUGGUCGCAGAGUCCAGCAAAGUCACACUGGUGUCACGAGGAAUGGGCAACUUGGAAAACGUAAAACAGUUGGACAACAUCUUUAUUGAAAACUAUUUCUAUCACACAUACCUUCGGCGUAAACCUACACGUAGGAUGCAGAGUAUUCCUAGUUUGUCAACAACUCCAGAGAAGAUCACCAUCUAUCAUUACAAGUCUGACUGUGUGGACGGAGAGUUUCGGGGGGUCCCUGUGGUCCUCAACUUCACCAGCUCUAACUGUUUCCUGAAGUGUGUUAAGGACGGAGAGAGAGUCUCUCUCUGUGUUGAGGCUUGUGACAAACAUAGACUGAAAAGCAUCAGGAAGGAUGAUGAGGAGAUCCAGCCGUUUGUCUUCCACAUGAAGGCUGAAAUGAGCAGACAGCGUCGGUUUGAGUCCGCCUACUGCCAGGGCUGGUUCAUCCACACUUCUAACGAGACCAAAGUAGAUUUGGGGAAACCCCAGGGGAUGACAGGGGACCAGUCAUUCUUCUUUGUCAUCCAUACAUGAUGGAGAGGGUUUGUUGUUUCUGCGUGUUAUGUUACUCUAUGUAGUUUCUAUAGUUUUUUUUAUAUACCAUCAUUUUAUACCGUCAUUGUUUUGAAGUGGUCUGUCCUAUAUCUACGAGAUAUAAGAAAGCUCAGGAAAUAUCUUUGUUUUUUUGGACAC
Molecule: messenger RNA, 1540 nt
Organism: Coregonus clupeaformis (lake whitefish)
Lineage: Eukaryota; Metazoa; Chordata; Actinopteri; Salmoniformes; Salmonidae
Exons: 8
Coding region: 272-1381 (369 amino acids)
Biological process (GO): inflammatory response; cellular response to lipopolysaccharide; cytokine-mediated signaling pathway
Molecular function (GO): cytokine activity
Source: RefSeq, a predicted model, not a curated record